This is a messenger RNA of Aplysia californica (California sea hare), 1147 nucleotides long. Its product is annotated as synaptotagmin, p65. The record is from RefSeq and is marked provisional. Gene Ontology annotation, molecular function: syntaxin binding; calcium ion binding; phosphatidylserine binding. NCBI's taxonomy places the organism in Eukaryota, Metazoa, Mollusca, Gastropoda, Aplysiida, Aplysiidae. Gene Ontology annotation, biological process: regulation of dopamine secretion; cellular response to calcium ion; calcium ion-regulated exocytosis of neurotransmitter. Gene Ontology annotation, cellular component: dense core granule; synaptic vesicle membrane; axon.
CUGCUGCAGAUAGCCAGGCCACCAGGAGACCCCUAACGCCGCUAGAGGACGCUCGCGCCGCGGGGUUGUGACGUCAGACAGACAGGCGUGGUCACCAUGGACUCCCUUCUGGCGCGGGUCAAGAGAGCGGCUGAUGCUGAUGCUCUAAACCCUGCCCAGGAAGGUGUCACGGGCGGUCCAGACGCUGCCGGCCUCCCUGAUGUCUCUACGAGCUCGCCAGGGGGCGGAGGGGCGGGGGACAAGCUAAAGGAAAAGAUGGACGAGUAUAAGGAUAAACUCAUCAAUGAAAUCGAGAACAAGAAGAAGAAGAAGAAGGGGAAGUUGUCUGUGAACGUGAUCCAGGCAGCAGACUUGCCAGGCAUGGACAUGUCAGGGACCAGCGACCCGUACGUCAAGGUCUACCUACUGCCGGACAAGAAGAAAAAGUAUGAGACGAAAGUGCACAGGAAAACUCUCAACCCGGUCUUCAAUGAGAGCUUCACAUUCAAAGUUCCCUACGCUGAGGUUGGAUCCAAGAUUCUGACGUUUGCUGUGUAUGACUUUGACCGCUUCUCCAAACACGACCAGAUUGGCCAGGUACAAGUUCCCCUCAACUCCAUCGACCUCGGCCGCGUUGUGGAAGACUGGAAGGAUCUGCAGUCUCCAGACACAGAGUCUGAGAAGGAGAACAAGUUGGGAGACAUCUGUUUCUCCCUCCGCUAUGUGCCCACUGCCGGCAAACUCACUGUGGUCAUCCUGGAGGCAAAGAACCUGAAGAAGAUGGAUGUGGGUGGCCUGUCAGAUCCGUAUGUGAAAAUCGCACUCCUGCAGGGUACUAAACGUCUGAAGAAGAAGAAAACAACCAUUAAGAAAAACACCCUCAAUCCCUAUUUCAACGAGUCAUUUGGCUUUGAGGUUCCCUUUGAGCAGAUCCAGAAAGUCACGCUGAUCAUCACAGUGGUGGACUACGACCGUAUCGGAACCUCCGAGCCCAUCGGCCGCUGUGUCCUGGGCUGUAACUCAUCGGGCACUGAGCUGCGUCAUUGGAGUGACAUGCUGGCCAACCCACGUCGACCAAUUGCCCAAUGGCAUACCUUGCAGGAGGUGCCAGAGAAGAACUAAAACCAAGACAAGAAGAAAAAAAAAACUUCCGUCGCUGGUAAUCGAA